This is a messenger RNA of Nicotiana attenuata, 1536 nucleotides long. RefSeq lists its product as uncharacterized. The transcript is spliced from 5 exons. Gene Ontology annotation, molecular function: nucleic acid binding. The record is from RefSeq and is a predicted model, not a curated record. NCBI's taxonomy places the organism in Eukaryota, Viridiplantae, Streptophyta, Magnoliopsida, Solanales, Solanaceae. The annotation marks the transcript as partial.
AUGGGCCACUCAGGGAGACCAGUUCCGGGGAGAGGGUCAUCAGGGCCAUCCCAGUCAUAUGCUCAGUCCUCAACGAGUGCACCGCCAUCUGUGCACAGUUAUCAGCAGGGCAGUCAUUCGAGACCAGGUUCUGACAGUAGGAGGUCCCGUCAGUCCGGUCGUCCAAGAGUGGGGUCUCAGCAGCGGGGGGGAACUACAUGCCCCAAAUGUGGGAGAUUCCAUGCAGAGACUUGCUAUUUGGAUAUCCCGGUAUGUUAUAGGUGCGGGGUGAGAGGUCACAUCCAGUGGGACAGCCGUGUGCCCAGUCAGGGUAUGGGUAGGGGAUCUGCCCAGUCAUCCGGUUCUUCAGUUGCUACAUCAUCAGUGCAUCCUGCAGCUCCAGCAGGGCGCGGUGCAGCUAGGAGUGGAGCUCGUGGUAGGGGUGGACCUAGCCGAAAGGCGAAUGUGGUGGCCGACGCCCUCAGUCGGAAAUCCAUGGGUAGUUUGGCUCACUUGGGAGCGGAUCAGAGGCUCCUGGCCCGGGAGGUUUAUCAGUUGGCCAGUCUUGGGGUUUGUAUUUCGACCCCGAAUGAGGAGGAAAUCAUGGUGCAUAACAGUGCAGAAUCGUCGCUGAUAAAGGAGGCAAUUCUGAACAACAAAACUUCGGCAUUUUCACUCGGCGGCAAUGAUGGUGUGUUACGAUGUCAGGGUAGGCUAUGUGUCCCAGAUGUGGAUGACCUUCGGGAGAGGAUAAUGGCAGAGGCUCAUCAUUCCAGGUAUUCGGUGCACCCAGGUUCCACGAAGAUGUAUCACGAUCUCAAGGAGAUUUAUUGGUGGAGCGGUAUGAAGAGGGGUGUGGCGGACUUUGUGUCUAAAUGUCCAAAUUGUCAGCAAGUAAAAACCGAUGGCCAAGCAGAGCGGACUAUUCAGACGCUUGAAGACAUGUUGCGGGCUUGUGUCUUGGAUUUCAAAGGUAAUUGGGAUGAUCACUUGCCCCUUAUAGAAUUUGCUUACAAUAACAGCUUUCAUGCUAGCAUCCAAAUGGCCCCAUUUGAGGCAUUGUACGGAAGGAGAUGCAGAUCUCCGAUCGGAUGGUUCGAAGCAGGUGAAGCAGAAUUGAUAGGGCCGGAUCUCGUGCAUCAGGCUAUGGAAAAAGUUAAAGUCAUUCAGGAAAGGAUGAAGACUGCUCAGAGUCGCCAGAAAUCCUAUGCGGACGUUCGUCGAAGGGGAUUGGAGUUCCAAGUAGAUGAUUGGGUAUUCUUGAGGGUGUCUCCUAUGAAGGGAGUCAUGCGAUUUGGGAAGAAAGGGAAGCUGAGUCCUAGAUAUGUCGGGCCUUAUAGGAAAGUGGUCGGAGAUCCGUCCUCCAUUGUGCCAGUUGAAGACAUCAAGGUUACUGAAGAGUUAUCGUAUGAAGAAAUUCCGGUUGCUAUUCUUGAUAGGCAAGUCCGUAAAUUGCGAAAUAAGGAAAUUGCUUCAGUUAAAGUGUUGUGGCGAAAUCAACAAGUCGAGGAAGCCACGUGGGAAGCGGAAGAUGAGAUGAAAGAAAAAUAUCCCCAU